AUGAAUAAGUUUGAAAAAAAAAAAAAAGAUGAGGAGAAAAACGUAAGCAGCCACAUAAAAAAAUUCAUAUUCAAAAAUGAAUACAAGUACGUAGACGCAACCAACGUUUUGAAGAAUAUUUUUUUAAAAGACAAGAAAAAAGAACAAUCCUGCAAAAAAGCCAUUCCUGUAAAAAAAUAUAUCGUGAGUAAGAAUUUACAUGAACUGAUUUCUAGUAGGAAAGGUGGCAAAGGGGAUGGGCAUCAAAAGGGAGAGAAGAAAAUUAAUUACCUGAGAAAAGAUGGCAAGGAGUUGUUAAAGAGGGAGAAGUCUGUAAGGUUUGGGCCUUUGCAGAAUUAUGAGGUGGAGAAAACGCCUUCCUAUCGUAAUGACAGGAAUGACAGUAUCAGCCCUUUGAGUUCCAUUCGAAAUGCCCCCGCAAAGGGUUGCGUGAAAGUACCAGUGCCUAGGGCACGCAGGCGCAAAAUAUAUUCGUCCUCUGAGGGGGAGGAGGAAGAAGAAGAAGCUGUUGAAGAGGAAGAAAUAGAAGUAGAGGAAGAGGAAGAAAUAGAAGUGGAGGAAGAGGAAGAAAUAGAAGUGGAGGAAGAGGAAGAAAUAGAAGUGGAGGAAGAGGAAGAAAUAGAAGUGGAGGAAGAGGAAGAAAUAGAAGUGGAGGAAGAGGAAAAAGAAAUGGAAGUGGAGGAAGAGGAAGAAAUAGAAGUGGAGGAAGAGGAAGAAAUAGAAGUAGAGGAAGAGGAAGAAAUAGAAGUGGAGGAAGAGGAAGAAAUGGAAGUGGAGGAAGAGGAAAAAGAAAUAGAAAUGAAGGAAGAAGAAGAGGAAGGAAUUGAGGAGGAGGAGGUCGAAGAGGAAGAAGAAAUAGGCGAGGAUGACGUGGAAGUGGUCGAGGAACAGGAGGAGGAAGUGGAACAUUUAAAAGAAAUAAACCAGGACACCGAGGAACAAUGCUCUCUGAACGCGUACAGUGAAAAGGAACGAAGCUGUCGAGAUGAAAUGGAAGAAGAGAAAGAGGAGCACGUGGAAGAGAUGGUGAGUGAAGUGGUGGACGACGAAGUAGAUGAUGAAAAAGACAACAUCGCAGGGGAAGACCAAGUGGACCAAUUACCAACGGGGGAAUUAUCAACUGACAAACUGCUAAUGGGCGACGAGGCCGCCGGUGAGGAGGAAGACAAUUCGGUGGCAAAAAAUUUUCACCUUUUGAGCGGUGAAAUAAAAAAGAAGAAUUCGCAAACCUUACUGCUUGUAAAUAAAUUCAUGGAAAGCUUGCUAAAAUAUGGUGACUUUUACACUUAUGCUUGUAAUAGCUUAAAGAAGUAUUAUCUCGACAAAAGUGUCGACAAAAAUUGCAGUUUUUUAAAUGAAGUGAAAAGUGGAGAUGAGGAUCCUUUGAACUUAUCCACAAGGGAAGAGCGGAUAAGGAAUUUGGUAAUUCCAUAUGAUGCACAUGAUGAGGGGGAGAAUUCCAAUAGAGCGACUUGCGAAGCGGAGAAAUCGGAAGAAAUCUCGGAGCAGAAUGAGGUGGUGGGUGGCCUAAAUAAAAGUGACGAGCGAGGCUCUUUGGAUAACGAAGGUGGGAAAGACGUUGCAGGUGUUGAUGAGGUUGCAGGUGUUGAGGAGGUUGUAGUUGUUGAGGAGGUUGUAGUUGUUGAGGAGGUUGUAGUUGUUGAGGAGGUGGACGCAACGGAAGAUGCCCAUGUGGCCAAAGCUGACGUACCCGAAGAAAUCCAAGUGGCCGAAGUGGCACAAGGGGUGCAAGAUAACGAACAUAAUGCAGAGCUGCAAAGGGAGAGUUCAUCCGACAUGAAAGAAAAAGAAAAAGCUCCAAAUAAUUUCGAUGAGGAAGAACACAACAAAAUUGUUGUAAAUACCUUGGAGGGAAAAGAACAAAUUGAGGAUGGAAGUGAGAAGGAAAAAGGAGGUUUAUAUAGAGUAGACAAGGAGAAUGAGGAAGAGGGGGACAGAAGUAACGAAGAAGAAAGUGAAGAUAGUGAAAGUGCAGAUGGCGAAAGUGCAGAUGGCGAAAGUGCAGAAAGCGAAAGUGGAGAAAGCGAAAGUGGAGAAAGCGAAAGUGAAGAUAGUGAAAGUGAAGAUAGUGAAAGUGCAGAUGGCGAAAGUGCAGAAAGCGAAAGUACAGAGGGAAAAGGUGAAGAUAAUGAGGGAGGAGAAUGUGAUGGCCCAGAUGGUAAGGAAAAUGGGAAAGAUGAAACGUUGGAAGGGGAGAGUAAAGUUAAAAAUGAUGAACAAAGUGAUGAAGAAAGCCGCGAAGACAUUCACGAAGGAGAAAGUAACAUGGACAAAGAAGAAGCGAAUCUGAUAGGUAACCCAGGAGGGGGUGACAAAAUUGAAGAUGCACAUAGCAAGAGUGAGGAGGAAGGGAAAGUAGACACGCGUGGAAGUGAAACAACGGAAAGUGAAAGUGACACGGAGGGAAGUGACAGCACAAGUAAUGAGGACUCUGAAGAGGAUAGCAAAGGUGAAGAUGAUGACGCUAAGGAUGAAGAUAAACCAAAAGGCCAAAACAAAAUGGAUGGUACCACAAUGGAAGAGAAAAGGGAAUGUAAAGCGGAAAACAAAUCUAAAAUUAGAAGCGGAAGUGAAGGCGAAUGUGAGAAUGAAAGUGAUAGUGAAAGUGAGAGUGAAAGCGGGAGUGAAAGCGGGAGUGAAAGCGGGAGUGAAAGCGGAAGUGAAGAUGGAAGUGGAUCCGAAAGCGAAAGUCGAAGCGAAUCCCAAAGCGGCAGCGAUGAAUCCAGCUGA
Messenger RNA from Plasmodium knowlesi strain H, 2751 nucleotides. Its product is annotated as conserved Plasmodium protein, unknown function. Bases 1 to 2751 code for a protein of 916 amino acids. The transcript has a single exon. Lineage: Eukaryota; Apicomplexa; Aconoidasida; Haemosporida; Plasmodiidae. The record is from RefSeq and is a predicted model, not a curated record.